AUGAGUGCAGAAACUGAUGGGCAGAGUGGAUUUUACACGGACACCGUGGGAGGCCCCACACAGCUUUGGGUUACACGGGAUCCGUGUAACAGGUAUUACACUGAAUUUCUAGUACGCCUAAUCCUACUAAAAAACUCACACUCAUCAGCUCUCUAUUUAUACUUCCGUCUUUCCUCAUUGCAAACACAAACGAAGAGAACUCUCUCUCUUAGAAAGGAAGAGAAGAUGGCGUCUCGCAGUAACAGCUUCGUAGCGAUUCUUGCGAUGCUAGGAUUGCUGAUGGGAUUCUGUUCAGGACAGGCGCCGGGAACCGCGCCAUCAGCAGCUCCUAGAGUCUCUCCAACGCCCGCCCCCGCCGUUACUCCGCCGUCUGCCUCUCCGUCUCCGUCUCCUUCCGCUCCUUCUCCGGCUCCAAAACCACCGGUUUCGUCUCCAUCUCCGUCCAGCGUCGUUUCUCCUCCUGCCCCACCUCCAUCGUCUCCCUCUCCAAUCUCCAACCCACCAUCAGCCAAUUCCCCGCCCGGAAACAGCGCUGCUCUCCCCGCCUUGAACAGAAUCUCUGUAGCCGGAUCUGCUAUCUCUGGCGUCUUCGCCGCCUUGUUGCUCUUUUAG
This is a messenger RNA of Magnolia sinica, 612 nucleotides long. RefSeq names its product classical arabinogalactan protein 10-like. NCBI's taxonomy places the organism in Eukaryota, Viridiplantae, Streptophyta, Magnoliopsida, Magnoliales, Magnoliaceae. The record is from RefSeq and is a predicted model, not a curated record. The transcript has a single exon. Bases 1 to 612 code for a protein of 203 amino acids.